Molecule: messenger RNA, 2775 nt
Organism: Labeo rohita (rohu)
Lineage: Eukaryota; Metazoa; Chordata; Actinopteri; Cypriniformes; Cyprinidae
Exons: 2
Coding region: 13-1623 (536 amino acids)
Source: RefSeq, a predicted model, not a curated record
AAGAAAAGAAGAAUGGUUGGGAAGUCAUACGUUGGAAAACAGAAGCAGAAGGAAAUAAUGAGGGAGCCAUGGGCAAUUGGGCCUAGAUGUUCAUCAGCAGCAUGUGCCAAGUCAGCUAAACAUCACUGCAGUGCAAUCGGCACGCCUGAGAGGAAUAACAUUUUCAAUGAGUUUUGGCAACAUAUGACCUGGGAGGAGAAGAGGAUGUAUGUGCAUGGUUUAAUUGAUGUGGUCCCCGUGCAAAGGAGAAGAGGGUAUGAAAAUUCUCGAAGAUCAAAUUCUUUUUUUAAUUUUUUACGGGUCAGCGGGCAGAGAAGACGCGUCUGCAAAAGUAUGUUUUUGUCUACCCUAGGAAUAGGCGAGUGGUCAGCCCUUAACUGGGCAAAGGAGGGACCCACACAAGCAGACACAGAGGGACAAACACACAGCAACGCACGUCGUUCAGUGGCAGGUCAUGAAUUCAUUCACAGCUUUUUACAGGAUCUCCCAAAGGUGCCCUCACACUACUGCAGAUCCACAACAUCCAAACAGUAUCUGGAACCUGUGUUUCAAUCGAUGGCUGAUCUGUAUGCAGUGUAUUGUCGCGCUGCAGCAGAGAAGAAUGCAACACCUUUGUCAAGGCAAGUGUUCACAGAUGAGUUCAAGCGUCUCAACCUAGGCCUUUACCACCCAAAAAAAGACCAGUGCAACAUCUGUUGUGCUUUCAAGACCGGCAACUUACCUGAUGACGAGUGGCAGCACCACCUCCUGCAAAAAGAAGAGGCCCGCGCCGAAAAGUUGUCUGACAAAAACAAGGCCAGCAACAACACUAUGGUCUUAUGUAUGGACUUGCAAGCCCUCCUUUUGUGCCCAAAGCUAAAAGCCUCUGCCUUGUAUUACAAAACAAAGCUUGCAGUUCACAAUUUUACUGUGUACAACAUGCUGACACACAGUGCCACAUGUUAUGUCUGGCAUGAAGGUGAGGGAUCCCUGUCUGCCAGUGAGUUUGCUUCAUGCAUUGUCGACUACCUCUCUGCACACACUGAGCCUGACACAUUUAUUCUGUGGAGUGACGGCUGCGGGUAUCAGAACCGGAAUGCAGUUCUAAGCAAUGCACUUCUUCAGUUCUCUAUGAAGAAAAACAAAGUCGUCAUUCAGAAGUACCUUGAGAAAGGGCCUACUCAGAUGGAAUGCGACUCCGUUCACAGCGUCAUCGAGAGGCGUCUGAGGGACCAGGAUGUGUAUCUCCCAGCAGAGUAUGUUAACCUGAUGAAGAAGGCCCGUGUGAAGCCUCAUCCAUAUGAAGUCAAGUACAUCGACCACACCUUCUUCCAGGACAUCACCAAGCUGAGGCUCUGCAAGUCUCUGCGCCCUGGAGUAAGGCCUGGUGACCCAACUGUCCACGAUAUCAGAGCCAUCAGGUACAACAACAAUGGAACGAUGGACUUCAAAAUAAACCACUCUGAUGACUGGCAUCCACAUCCAAGUCACCAACUCCGAAACUCCACCUCAGACAGCCACACAGUCACCCCACUCUAUUCAGACCGCCUGAAGAUCAACGAGCUGAAAUUCAAACACCUCCAAGACCUGAAGGAAGUCAUCCCAAAGGAUUUUCACAGCUUUUACAACAAUUUGCUUCACUAGCUUAGAAACUUGAAACUUGAUAAGAAACUUGGUGAUUUUCUUUCUUCUGCUGAACACAAAGGAAGAUAUUUUGAAGAAUGUCAGUUAUCAAACAGUUAACUGGACCCACUGACUUUCAUAGUAUUUUUUUUCCUACUAUGUAAGUCAAUGGGUCCAGUUAACUGUUUGGUUACUGACAUUAUUCUAAAUAAUUAUCUUCCUUUGUGUUCAGCAGAAGAAAGAAACUCUUGAAAACAACUUGAGGGUGAAUAUAUUACAGAAUUUUCAUUUUGAAGUGAACUAUCCCUUAACACAGGCAAUGUAACAACACACACAGAGCACAGAUACACGCACACAGACAAGGGCUCACCCUACUCACAAACACAAAUACACUCAGUAAUGGGCUUAGUAAAGCAAGCCUUGUCUGUGUGCAUGCAUCUGUGAGGCUAUGUGCGUGUUGUUACAUUGCCGUCAUAUUGACUGUUAAUCUGUUAAACUAUGAUAUCAGUUAAGAUAUCAGAUAUUUUUAUAGUUUUGAUAUCAGAUAUCAAUAAUAUUUAUUAUUUAUGUAUUUAUGUAAUAUCUACUUUUUUACUAGGCUUAUUAAUAGACAUACAUGUGCAUUGAAGUUUUUAAAUGUAUCUGAUAUAAUACUUGAAUUAAAUUGAAUGAUUUGGAUACCACCAUUAAAUUAUUGUUUUUAUUAUUAUUUUAUUGACUUAGCUUUUAUUUUUAUUAUUAUUUUACUGUUCAGCUGUUUGGCCUACUUCUAGACUAUGCCUCUCUUGACACUGUGCAUGUAAAAUAGUAGCAAGUUUUUAUUUAUGGGAGAAAAAGGGCUGUCUAAUGGCGCCAAGUAAGCCUAUCUUUGGAUAACUCUUGUCUGUUUUUUAAACAAUAACGAGUGAAAAUAGUUAGUUUAGAUACAUUUGAGUAGGCCUGUUUUGUUAAAAAUCGAUAGCUGUAAUGCUUACGUGCAGAAUGAAGCCUGUGAGCCAUGAAGGUAAGUUUGCAUGCAGAUUAGGAUAAUUUCUGUCUAUUAGACAGCCUAGUCACCUCAUCGUUUUUUGUAUUUCAUUACUUAUAGCUCUUAAACCUUUAAAAUAGAGUGUAGGAAGAUGUUAGCACAGUUAUUAAUUUUUGUAACUACUGAAGCCUUUUCUCGUCAAAAGG